AUCCAGUACCAGAGACAUCAAGUUUAGCCACAGCGCUCGUCCCCCAGGCGAUCCGUUUGACGCACACAAAUCACGGGAAAUCAUGCUACCAUUGGUGCCAUGAAUCCGCUUCUCGAGCGGGUUAACGAUCUCUUUUGUCCCAUCAUCAUUCAUCUCAAACUCCAUGUUAUCGUCAAUCUCCCAAUGAAGCAAUGCAUCACUCACGCUGGAUAAAAUGAGAAAAGAAACAAUAGAAUGGAUGGAUUUUGCCAAUUGGCAAUCCUUCAACACACUCUUUUCUCCACUGUUAGCCGCCAUCGCACAGUAACUAAUUGGGGUGCUUACUAUGUGGUACUCGCCCCGCUAUCAUUACUUGCCGCCAGCUCCGACUGGCUGAGCGUACCAAUGCCUUAGUCUUCGAACCCAUCUUUUCGUCACAGAGGCAUCACCGUUUAUAUUGGCUGAUUUCUGUGGACGUUGCUAAUAACUGUUUCGCUACUCUGGCCACCAUGUUUCUCAAUUUUCUUGACGAGUACGUCCGCUAUCAGGACCCUUCAUUACCUCAAUUCUCGGCGUUGGCUUAUCUUUAUCUUGCCUGCCUACUUUCUGCCUUUGUAAUCGCAGCAGACAGCUUCGCCCCAGCCCAGAAAAACAAGAAUAAAUCAGUCACAUUUGUCAAUAUGCCUGAAUUCAGCUCUAUCGCUAUGAUAGGAUGCGGAAGCAUGGGAGGGGGUAUGGCUUUACUCUUUGCAGAAAAUGGGGUUCACGUAUCAUUAUCGGACCCGGCAGAAGACGCCAUGGAUUCCAUCAUCAGCAAGGCCGAGAAAGCUGGGUACAGUGGAAAAGUGGAAAAGUUCAAAGGUUAUAAGGAAUUGUGUAAUUCGCUUUCUCAACCUCGCCUUCUAGUAUUUUCUCUUCCCCACGGUAGCGUAGGCGACAAGGUGCUGGAAGGUCUUGUUCCCUUUUUGUCCCGCGACGACAUUAUCCUGGACUGCGGGAACGAGCAUUUUGCGAACACCGAGCGUCGACAGGAGAAAUGUAAGGAACCUGGCAUCCGCUAUAUUGGCUGCGGCGUGAGCGGCGGCUAUCAAGCUGCCCGCGCUGGUCCCUCCAUGUGCCCAGGAGGGGAUCAGUCUGCACUCAAACAAAUUCUACCUUUACUGCAAAAGGUCGCGGCAAAAGACAAAAAUGGAAAAGCGUGUGUAGAUGUCGUUGGAGAAGGGGGGUGCGGGCAUUACGUCAAGAUGGUGCACAACGGUAUCGAACACGGAAUGAUGAGUGCCAUAUGCGAGGCGUGGGGCAUUUUGCGCAAGAUGGGCCUAGAAUAUCAAGAAAUAGGUGAUAUUUUCGCAAAGUGGAAUGAAGUAGGAGAGCUGAAAGGAACAUUUUUGAUAUCUAUUGGCGCCGAUCUUUCCUCCAAGCGAGAUAUUAAUACGGUCUCAGGCGAGCACCCAUAUGUUAUAUCCGAGGUUCUCGACAAAGUUGUUCAAGAUAUCACGGGAGAAGAAGGUACAGGCGUAUGGUCUAAUACGCAAGCGAUCGAGCUCCAUAUCCCUGCUUUCACUUUGAAUAUGUCGCACUCUCUGCGCCUUGCAUCCGCCUAUCGCGGCGAUCGAGAGCAAGCAAACAAGGUAUUCAAUGGCGGCUUCGCUCCGCAGUCCUUAUCAUCUAUCGACGACAGAGAGGCCUUCAUCGAACAUCUACGAAAAGCUACAUAUGCGGCAUGUGUAGCAAGCUAUAUUCAAGGUCUAAAUGUCAUUGCCGCAGCUGACGAAAAGUAUGGGUGGAACAUCAACUACUCAUCUGUCUGGCAGAUCUGGCGUGCGGGCUGUAUCAUCCAGGCUGACUACAUCUCCGAUGAGAUCCUUGCGCCUAUCCUGAAAUCCACGAACGCAAAUCCCUCGACCAUGAACCUCAAUCACAACCCACGUCUUGCCAAAGACAUCUUGAAUAGUUACCCUUCGUUGCGGACCGUUGUCGCAAAGGCAGUCGAAACCGACCAGGUGGCACCGGCAUUGAGCUCUACGCUUGAGUACUUCAAGGUAGUCACAGGGACGGAUCUUCCGACUUCUUUCUACGAAGCAGAGCUUGAUUAUUUCGGAAGUCACAUGUUCGACAAAAAGGGAGACGAUGAUGAGCAGGUGAAGAAACCUAUGGAAGGCAAACAUCAUUUUGAAUGGAAGCCUGCGGUAAGUCAGAGGGAGGCGUAUGGCAGUUCCACCAAACACUAG
Molecule: messenger RNA, 2210 nt
Organism: Periconia digitata
Lineage: Eukaryota; Fungi; Ascomycota; Dothideomycetes; Pleosporales; Periconiaceae
Source: the annotation of a GenBank genome assembly